This is a messenger RNA of Pelecanus crispus (Dalmatian pelican), 621 nucleotides long. The record is from RefSeq and is a predicted model, not a curated record. Lineage: Eukaryota; Metazoa; Chordata; Aves; Pelecaniformes; Pelecanidae.
AUGCACUGUGUUACAGUUUCUUCAGGUGAGAAGCAACUAGUGGCAUAUAUUUCUUGUAUGUUACUUGGAAUUGGAUCUGUUAUUACUUUUACAUCAGCCAUGGGAUUCCUUGGAAGUGUUAAGGAAAUCAAACGUCUACUAGUUACAGCAAGUUGUGUGAGUUUUCAGAUCCUGGUGUUUGUUACUCAGAGGUCAAUGUUGGUGCUGAUAUUUGUGAAGAAAGAAGAGGUCCACCAUCAGUGGAACAACAGAACUGAUGAAGUUAUUUCUGAAUACGGCAAUGAGAGUCUGGCUGAGCAGGAACCCAUGUGGAACAUUCUGAAUGCUGUGCAGCACAAUAUGGAAUGCUGUGGAAGAGACAAUGUCACACAGUGGGAAAGGAAUAAAACCAAGGAAAAUAGUACUCAAAACCCAUGUUCAUGCAUAAAAUCUAGUCUGAAGAAAUGGUUUUGUGAUGUCCCAAGGGAUUCAACGUACAGUAUGAUAAGAAAUAAAAAACUUGGAUGUGAAGAAUAUUUAAAUAUAUGGUUUGAAAACAAUGUUUUGAUCUUAACUGCAAUUACUAUCAGCCUGCUAAUUACACAGAUAUUUUUGACCACACUAACUGGUCAGCUAUUUUAA